Molecule: messenger RNA, 264 nt
Organism: Trichoderma citrinoviride
Lineage: Eukaryota; Fungi; Ascomycota; Sordariomycetes; Hypocreales; Hypocreaceae
Exons: 3
Coding region: 1-264 (87 amino acids)
Source: RefSeq, a predicted model, not a curated record
AUGAAGCCCGUCGUCAGUGCCAUGAAGGCAUGGUCAUGCACCGUCAUGUCCGUCUUCGCAAUCGUCAUCCUCACCGUCCUCGGCGUGCUCUACCGCUCCGGCCACGAGGAGCUCGUCGGCGGCAUCGACGAUCCCUCUGAUGGCAAGGCCAUCUCCAAGACUGUCUUCUCCGCCGUCUUUGUCUACAUUGCUUUCUUCGUCUUCUGCGGCCUCCAAGGCCUACUCCACAUCCGAGAAAACCGAAGGGGCGCGAUUUCCUUGUGA